Dalotia coriaria is the source of this 2118-nucleotide messenger RNA. Its product is annotated as ras-related protein Rab6. The record is from RefSeq and is a predicted model, not a curated record. NCBI's taxonomy places the organism in Eukaryota, Metazoa, Arthropoda, Insecta, Coleoptera, Staphylinidae. Gene Ontology annotation, molecular function: GTPase activity; GTP binding. Gene Ontology annotation, biological process: vesicle-mediated transport. The transcript has 6 exons. The coding region runs from base 207 to 836 and encodes 209 amino acids.
UACAAGGUGCGCAUGCGCGUGGUAAAUCGCCGCCGUGGCGUCGUCGUCCACACACACCGCCGACUCGGCCGUUCGCUCGGCUGUCACUUUCUGUUUGUAGUACGUGUUUUUUUGAUACAUUUUAAAGCUAAGCCGGGGGGCGCCGCCGACGUACAACCGCCGCCACCAAUAUACACCCGCACGCCGCCUCCGUUGCCGCCGCCGCGAUGACCACAUCGUCCGAGUAUGGCAAUCCACUACGGAAGUUCAAGCUGGUUUUCCUCGGCGAACAAAGCGUCGGGAAAACAUCCCUCAUCACCAGAUUCAUGUAUGAUAGCUUUGAUAACACUUAUCAGGCAACAAUAGGCAUAGACUUUCUAUCCAAGACCAUGUACCUUGAGGAUAGAACAGUCCGACUGCAGUUGUGGGAUACUGCCGGCCAGGAACGCUUCAGAUCGCUGAUUCCUUCAUACAUUCGAGAUUCGACCGUCGCCGUGGUUGUUUAUGAUAUUACAAAUGCCAACUCAUUUCAUCAAACUUCCAAGUGGAUCGACGAUGUGCGGACGGAGCGAGGCACGGACGUCAUUAUUAUGCUCGUUGGUAAUAAAACUGACUUGUCUGAUAAGCGACAGGUUGUCACCGAGGAAGGUGAACGUAAGGCGAAGGAGCUCAACGUGAUGUUUAUUGAAACCAGCGCGAAAGCUGGCUACAAUGUUAAGCAGCUAUUUAGACGUGUUGCCGCCGCAUUGCCAGGCAUGGAUUCCACGGAGAAUAAGCCACCAGAAGACAUGCAAGAGGUCGUCUUGAAAGACACGCCGAACGAGGCGAAAGAUCCGGACGGAGGCUGUGCAUGCUAGUGACGAUUUUGUUGAUUCUGAUUCCUUCCUCGUUUUGUUUGCCGAGCAAGAAAAAAAAAACUGAAAUGAACACCGCGCGAAUCAUGCUUUUAUCGAUUUAAUUUGGUACCGGUGCAUUCAAACAUCUCGACCAAGCAACUAAUAAUUUAAUCAAAACGAGAUUUAACACAAAAAUCAAAGUCAGAUUUGAUAAACUUAAUAACUAAGAGAGAAAAAAGUAUUCGUGCCUUGGGUAAAUAUUAAUUUCGUUUUUAAAAUAUUACUUUUAAAGUAAUAUUACACUAAGCAAAAUAAUAAUCAAAAUGAAAAGUUUUGCUCAGCGUAAAGCGCUUUAAAGUCUAAGAUAUAAAGUUUAAGUAAAACAAAAACAUUUAUUAACUGAAAGAAAAAAAGGCUCUAAUAUUUAUUGCAUUUAAUAUAUUUUAAAGAAACUUGUAUGUACUAAUCAUAAUCGUAAACCAAAAGAAUUCAAUGGCAACAAUAACCAACCGAACGACGACAACGAUGAAAAGAUGUAAAUAAUUUUUAUAAAUUAUCGGCGGACACGUUCGAAUGUUUGUGUAAAACGUAGUUAGAUAUUCGAAUGAUCGAUUUGUUAGGUAAUAAGUGUUAAUACAUAGAUCCUGCCACCAUUUUUGCGAUGUUUGUUAGCCUUGUUAGUCGCUUACGUAGGGGAGGAUUAUUUUCUUAACCCGCCGCACCCACAGCCGUCGACCUGCAGACACAGCCGCAGCUGCAGAAUCAUCAGAACGACUCCGAGGGCGGCUGCAUGUGCUGAGACAACAGCGCCACCACCACCAGCGAUAUGAAGAAGUGAUGAUGAUGAUGAUAAUGAUGUGAAGACUACUCCUCCCCCCGCAUUCGCACGCACACACUCGCAAGCAGCAGAAUGGAUCAAUUAACGGAAAAAUAUUUACAAUGAAUUUUACUAGUUAAGCUCUCACUUCAUUCAAAACAAUAACGUGUAGCCUGAACCGUUGAAGCGCUAAGUGUGAGAUUUAUUUGCGUUGUUACGAUUUCGAUGGGCACUGUGUGCGUGUGUGUGAGACACGAUGCAGACGAAACAAUAUUGUUCUUAUUAAUUGCGCGCAUCGAUCGAUUUUUAUUUCGGUUUGUUUGUUUAUUCGCGGAUUUACCAAAUAGCCAAUUCUACCGACUUUUACAUACCAUACCAUAUUGCAGAUGCAUACUUGAAUUAUGAUCACGACUGUAUAUUCAUGCGAGAAUGGAUGCGAUUGUAAUUUUUCUAUUACUAUUAAACAUGAUUUUGCCUAUUUAAUAA